Messenger RNA from Erinaceus europaeus (western European hedgehog), 2338 nucleotides. RefSeq names its product transketolase like 1 (gene TKTL1). Gene Ontology annotation, molecular function: thiamine pyrophosphate binding; transketolase activity. NCBI's taxonomy places the organism in Eukaryota, Metazoa, Chordata, Mammalia, Eulipotyphla, Erinaceidae. The transcript is spliced from 13 exons. Bases 4 to 1815 code for a protein of 603 amino acids. The record is from RefSeq and is a predicted model, not a curated record.
CGGAUGGAGGAACCUGUGGACAUGGCGGAGGCUGAGGCGAGCUCGGCUGCAGCCCAAGAGGCCAAGCCCGACGCGAAGACUUUGCAGAUCCUCCGAGACAUGGCCAACCGCCUGCGCAUCCGCUCCAUCAGAGCCUCAUGCGCUUCGAGCUCCGGCCACCCCACAUCGUGCAGCAGCGCUGCUGAGAUCAUGUCUGUGCUCUUCUUCCAUGUCAUGAGAUACAAGCAGGCAGACCCGGAGAGCCCGGACAACGACCGAUUCAUCCUCUCCAAGAGACUGUCAUUUGUUGAGGUGGCAACCAAAUGGGUCGGACAAGGACUGGGAGUGGCAUGCGGGAUGGCAUACACUGGCAAGUACUUUGACAAGGCCAGCUACCGCGUGUACUGCCUCAUGGGAGAUGUGGAGUCCUCAGAGGGCUCCGUCUGGGAGGCCCUGGCCUUUGCCUCCUACUACAAUCUGGACAACCUGGUAGCCAUCUUCGAUGUGAACCGCCUGGGCCACAGCUGCACUUUGCCCCUCGAGCACUGCAUUGAACUCUACCAGAAGCGCUGUGAAGCCUUUGGGUGGAACACUUACGUGGUGGACGGCCGCGAUGUGGAAGCACUGUGCGAGGUGUUCUGGCAGGCAACCCAGGUGAAGAACAAGCCCACUGCCGUGGUGGCCAAGACCUUCAAGGGCCGAGGCCUCCCAAGUGUUGAGGAUUCAGAGAACUGGCACGGAAAGCCUAUGCCAAAAGAGAGAGCAGAUGCGAUCAUCAAGCUGAUUGAGAGCCAGAUCGAAACCAACCGCAAUCUGGAUCCAAAGCCUCCUAUUGAGGAUUCACCAGUUGUCAACAUCACUGACAUAGAAAUGACCUCUGCGCCUGCUUACAAUGUUGGCGACAAGAUAGCUACUCGAAAAGCGUGUGGCUUGGCUCUGGUUAAAUUGGGCCAUGCCAACGACAGAGUUGUGGUGCUGGAUGGCGACACCAAGAACUCCACCUUCUCCGAGUUGUUCAAGAAGGAGCACCCUGAGCGCUUCAUUGAGUGUUUCAUUGCUGAGCAAAACAUGGUGAGUGUGGCACUGGGUUGCACCACCCGUGGGCGAACCGUCGCUUUUGCCAGCUCCUUCUCUGCUUUUCUGACCCGAGCAUUCGAUCAGCUCCGCAUGGGUGCUCUCUCGGAAUCCAAUGUCAACCUCAUUGGCUCCCACUGCGGGGUGUCCAUAGGUGAAGACGGCCCCUCCCAGAUGGCCCUGGAGGACCUGGCCAUGUUCCGAGCUAUUCCUAACUGCACCAUCUUCUACCCGAGUGACGCGGUGUCCACUGAGUAUGCUGUCUUCCUGGCAGCCAAGACCAAGGGGAUGUGCUUCAUUAGAACCAGCCGUCCAGAAACUGCGGUUCUUUACACCCCACAGGAUAGCUUCGCAGUUGGGCAGGCCAAGAUUGUGCGCCACAGUGUCGACGACAAGGUCACGGUUAUUGCAGCUGGAGUGACUCUCCAUGAAGCCUUGCUAGCCGCUGACGAACUCGCCAGGAAAGAUAUCGCUAUUCGUGUCAUCGACCUGUUCACAGUCAAACCUCUGGAUGUGAUCACCAUUAUCACCAGUGCCAAAGCCACAGGCGGACGUGUUGUCACCGUGGAGGACCACCACCCAGAAGGUGGCAUCGGAGAAGCCGUCUGUGCAGCUGUCGCCAUGGAGCCUGACAUUGUGGUUGAACAGCUGGCAGUGGUAGGAGUGCCUCGGAGCGGAAGGUCAAGUGAACUGCUGAAUAUGUUUGGGAUCGGUGCCAGUCAGAUCAUACAGGCUGUGGAGAACCUUCUGGAGAUGGACUAGAGAGCUUUUCAGCCCACAAUGGAGGCUGCUGUCAGGCCGGCGCUAAGGCCUGCAUUGUUUUACUGCUGUUCUUUUAAAAGUUAAUGAUCUUUCUAUUCAGUCAUAACUCCACACAGAGUUUGGAGGGAAGAAGUGAGUGUGCCAUCUUAAGUGACAAGAGUUAACAAGAGCACUGUUGCUGGAAUGUUAAGGUGCAGAAAAUUGGGCUGGCAGGCAGCAGCAGGCCACAGCUUUGGGGUCAAGUGAGUUAGGGUGAAGUCGGUGGGCUGCGUGGCCAGGGUGUGUCACCCUGCGUGCUGUGAGUGGAGUGGGCCUGGAGAUGCCCGCAAUGUUUGCCUGCUUGAAGCAUCAGUGAAAGCUUUUGAGGGGUCCUGUGCUGCAUGUGAAGGGAGGACACGUUGACUCUAGUCCCCACACUGCCCUUGGGAAAGGGUCAAGUAUCUGGUUUGCCCAGCCACCAUACCAGCCUGCGAGCUACUGAGGAUACUGGUUGAAGUUCAUGUUAAUAAAGCAUUCAAAAGCA